This is a messenger RNA of Plasmodium cynomolgi strain B, 6615 nucleotides long. RefSeq lists its product as hypothetical. Bases 1 to 2181 code for a protein of 726 amino acids. Lineage: Eukaryota; Apicomplexa; Aconoidasida; Haemosporida; Plasmodiidae. The transcript is spliced from 9 exons. The record is from RefSeq and is a predicted model, not a curated record.
AUGGAGGUCCAAACACCCAGCAAAAAAGGAGAGUACAUAGAGCAUUUGCUUCGGGAGUUUGUUUGUAAAAAGGGGAAGCUAAAGAGGAAGGACAUAAUGAAUAAAAUGGAAUACUACGUAGGAAUAUUAACCAAUAUAAAUUUGAAAAUUGUUCACAAUAAGAAUUAUCAAGUGGUGCAUCUAAUUUUGGAGGUUCUGUUUACAAAUGAGAUGCAUCUAGAACCCAUGAUUUUAGACAAGAUUUUGGCUUGCUUGAAUCUGAAGCAGAUUCUGCAGAAGAAUGACAAGGUGAAAAUUAAAAAUAUUAACAAUAUUUUGCUCCUCAUUAAUCGAAAGAGCAGGAACAACUUGAACGCGACUAAUUUGUUUAACUUGCUUUUCGAUGCCGUCGCGCUGCUGCUGGAGGCCUUUUGCGCGGAGGACAUUUACAGCGUCGUCCGCCGGGUGGACUACACGCUCGGGGGGGGGAAGCAGCAGAAGCGGCGAGAGGAAGGAGAGGAAGAGGAAGGAGAGGAAGAGGCAGGAGAGGAAGAGGCAGGAGAGGAACAGUCAGGCGAGGAAGAGGCAGGAGAGGAACAGUCAGGCGAGGAAGGGACGGAUGGCACAAUUGACGAGCCUCCCGGUGAACUUCGUACCGCCCCGCUGCAAACCCGAAAGCGCAAACGUGCAAACGGGUUGCCAAUCUCCCCAGGAGGGAACUACAGCGAAUUGGUCAGUGAACCCCAGGAUGGUGACACCUCAGAAGACACUGCCAAUCGUGGCGCGAACCAUGCCGAGAACCAUGCCGCCAACCGCGCGGCGAACCCCCCCAAGAAGCGAAAAAAAGAGGACGGGUCCGAGCACUGGGAGGAGUUCCCCGAAGAAAGGCACCAAAACGUAGCGCGCAUAAACGAUUACGUGGUGCACGUGAACAGUCUGUUCAGUCUCUACUUCAAGAAUUACAAACCCAUGUUGAACGAUGUGAAAAUUUAUUCGUUUUAUAGCAACCUAUUCGGGUUAUGUGCCUACGUGUAUGACUACAUAGGGUACGUAGAACAGUUAGCAGAAGAAAGGUGUGCACCGAAUGAAGGGAGUUCCCCUAGCAGCUUCGACGUAGUGCUGAAGAACCUCCGCACUCUGAAGGGUCUCAUAAAGAAACAAAUCGCCAUCAGUUUAGACAGCAUAGCAAAAAGUUAUUUUAAAAGCGUAUAUACAUCCUACAUGGAGAGUAAGGAAUGGUUAAAAAUAAAUUACUCAUUUUUUCUUUUCCAGGAGAAUGAAAAAAUAUUGGAAAUAAUCAUGUUGAAUAAAAUGUCGAACGAAAACCCGAGCUUCCGAUUCGAUCCUCAUGGGGAUAAGUUGAUCUGUCCAUCUGUCAGUCUUCAUAAAAGUAAAAGAGAAAAAUUGAUUUACUUCUUUAAGGAUAAUCAUAGUUGCAAAGAGAAGCACCCCUUUUUAGGAGUUAGUAAAAUUAGGGGAUGUUUGAAAGCCUUGGCUACUAUCAUAAAAUACCUCCUCCUCAAACAGCCCAAUGGGAACGUGGUACAUGUACAGACUUACUUCACCCUUUUUUUGUUAAUCCCUCAUUUUGAGUUGACUGUAUAUGGUAAGAACGUCAAAAGGGAAUAUGCCAAAUUGUUUAACUUUUCCGCGUCGGGGAAGGAGAACACUCUGCGUGGCGUUAAUUGCUCCGUCCCAGACGUUGACUCUGACGCGGGGGCUGAGGUAGAGGCAGGAGCGGAGGUAGAAGCAGGGGCAGAGGCAGGAGCGGAGGCAUCAGCAGCGGCACCACCAAUGGAUAAGAAGCCUGUUGGGGAACCCAAGCGGACGAUCCACAAAAACGCUGCCAGCUACUUCAAAUCUAUGCAGAUCAAAAUCGCACACUCGAUGUGCCGCUUUGAAGAAGAACUCGAACUCAACGAUCACCAGGAGACGCACAACAACAUAUUCAUACUAAUAGACUACUCAAAAUUAAUUUACCAAUUUUUAAGUUACCUAAAUGGAAGGAGCAACAUAAGAAAGGACACGUUCCUGUUUGUCAAUAUGACCUACUUCGUGAAGCACACGUUUGACUGUUUAACGAAUGCUUAUUUUGAAUUAAUCAGGAAUAAAUCGAAGAAUGAGGGAUAUAUUUUCUACGUACCCACGGGGGAGAGCUCCCCAAUUGGAGGUCAGCACAUUGGACAAGCGCGACGUGAGUAGAUGGUUUAUUUGAACUACUUAAUAUACGUCAACCAGAUGAACCUCAUAACGGUAAUCAAUUUUGAUGUCACUUUGAGGACACUUAUUUUCUCCACGCUGUUCAAUUUCGCAAAAGGGAUCUCCUCCAACGUGAGCCAUAUCCUGAGGACCGUGAUGACCAAGUACGUGGAAGUAUUUGGGGUGAAAGGAUUCUUUAAAUUUCUGCACUACUACAUCAUUGGACCUGUGAACGCACAGCAGGACCGGUCCAUGAGGAGCAUUCAUUUUUUGUUGAACUGUGUUGUAAUGGGUGUGUUUAAAACGAGUGUGAUUAAGUGGGUUGACCAGGCCUCCUCCAUUUUGGAGUACUUUAUCGAGCUGUACAGUUACCACGUGUCUAAUCUGGAUCAAGCAUUAGAAGGUAUAUUACACUUAAGAGAAGGUGGAGGGGCAGAUAGUCGCAACGUUUUCGUUAGCAUCUCUCCACCUCAACAGGAGCAGAAACACUCCCCCAGGUACCCUACCAUGGCCAACUAUUUAUCGACUCUCCAAAAUAUGGAUGCGUUAGAGUACAUCAUUUCCUGCUUCUUGAAAUCCAUUCCGAAGAAGAAUAUAAUCCAAGGGUUACUGACUCAUGUGAAAGAAAUUGCAACUUUGCAUUUGACGAAGCUGAAGAAUGAGGUCAUCUUUUAUGACAAAUUAGGGCAAGGUAAUUUUACCGAGACGAAGUUUGGCUUCUCCUCUUGCAAAUUUUAUGUCCUUUAUUUUUUCAACUAUAGUUUAUCCAGGGUGGCUAUGUAUUCCCUGCUCCAUGGGGAAGUAAAAACCGAUCAGCUGUUGUGUCAUCCUUCCAUUCAACACAUCGUUGCAAUGCUCCAGACCUGCUUCCCCAUGGUCGAACCGAUGUAUGAUCAGUGUGUUAGGGAGGACUCCUUGCACACGUUCUUCGACAUACUGCAGAUGGUACUUCAGACCCUUUUUUUCUUCGUCUCCCUGGCGGAGCUUCGCGUCAUAGACCUGGACCGCCUGGCCGAGCACCUCAACCAAGUACUCCGCGUCCUGAAGAAAAACGCCCUAGCGGAGUACCCCUACCCGGUGAAAAAAAAAAUCUGCAAACAGAUUGCCAAUUUCUUCAUCUACAACCACUCAUUUCUAGUGACCACCUUCAGAGGAAGAGAUCAGAUCAUGGAUUCCAUUUACCAAGAGUUCACAAAGUUACUGUUCCUUGAUAUUGCAAUCAUGAAGAAUGAAAAAAAUUACCAAUUUCUAUUUGACUAUUUUUUCAUCAUAAGGGAGAACAGCACUCUGUGUAACUUACUCAAGGAGUUGUUUUCGUUGCACUUUAUUUUGAUUUUGGGAAAUUUGGACAAAGGGUUGCUUCGCCCCCCCUUGGGAGGAAGAAGGAACGGCUCGCUCCACCCCCCCUUGGAAGGAACAUCGAACGGUUCGCAUAACGAAUGGGGAAUGCCUCCCGAAGAGGAAGCCUUUCUGCCCAGCUAUGCUCGCGAACUAGUUCGAAGGAACAGAGCCCUCUCUAGUGAGAACCACAGAUGGUACGAAAAGCUAAACUUGAAAAAAAAAUUAGGGUUCGUAGGAUCCAAAAAAGAGAGCAGUCUUUAUGAGGACCCCAUUCACCAUUUUGACGAAAAUUUAAUGAAGAGUGUAUUUUCUCGCAGAAGGAAAAAUAACCACAUGGUUGUGUCCUCUCUCAGAAGUAAACUCAACAAGGUGGACAAGGAAACUCCAAAUGUCGACGUUUGCAUUUUAAGUAACUUAUUUCCACGGUUUAAUGGAAUAGAAAAAGUGAAAGAUAAUUUAUUUACUCUUUUGUGCAAAAUUUGUGGCAACUUUUUAAAUUACAAUUUGUAUCUUGAGCAUAUUUUGGCCAAUAUUUUAAUUUCUUUNUGUGAGAACCUGGAUGGAAAGGAGAAGAGCCUUAAGUUGGGUCCUAGUGACUUCCUCCAUUUUGUAAACUUAUCCUUCCAAUUGAUUCAGAAGCAGAAGGAGUACCUAACGAGUGGCAUCUUUAGGACAAAAAAAAACGUCUCUAUUUUGAAGCUCCUUUUCCAUAUCUUCUUCCUCUACAUUAACCAGGGGGGGGAGAGCAAGAAGAAACAGGUUGAGGAGAGCAAGAAGAAACAGGUUGAGGAGAGCAAGAAGAAACAGGCUGAGGAGAGCAAGAAGGCACAGGUUGAGCCGAGCAAGAAGAAACAGGAUGAGCCGAGCAAGAAGGCACAGGCUGAGCCGAGCAAGAAGGCACAGGCUGAGCCGAGCAAGAAGACCCAGGCUGAGCCGAGCAAAAAGACCCAGGCUGAGGAGAGCCCCACCGACACGCAGAACCUCCCGGGGGAGCCAACCCCAGGAUGUACGAGGAAGAAAAAAUCGGGGGCAGCCCUUCAGGGGAAGGCCAGAAAGAUAAAAAACUGCUUCGUCUUUUUUAUCAAGUACUUUCUGCUCAUGCACGAAUUGGUCGUAUUCAAGGGGGAAGAAGAAGGAGCCACCGCGGCCCUAAGCGAUGACGACGUGGCAUACUUGACGAAUCAUAUGCAGGGGGGCGGCAGUCGAAGAGUCAGCAGUGAGGAGGUGCACAGUGGUCCAACCGAUGGGGCAGAAAAAAACGACAUGUGUGCGAUGCUCAGCAAAUUGAAAGAUUUCCUUCACAGAAUUUUAAGCAGCGAAGGGGAUGCUACGAACGGCGGCACCGAUGGCGGCACCAAUGGCUGCACCAAUGGCUGCACCAAUGGCGACACCACUCCCAUGAACGCUGGAAGCCGCGGCGCCACCACCGCCCGCAUGAACGCACUGUUCCUCGACAUGAUCGAACACGUGUUCGUGUCCUUCCUGCUGAGGUACAACUUUUGGGAAGAGCCCAACAGCGCAGCUGUCGUUCAGGUGGUCGACGCGCUAAGGGAACUCAAAGUGGAACGCGUGCUCCGCACAGCCAAUCAGAACUACACAACGUUUGCCUAUAGCAUCCUCGCUUUGAAAAUUUUUAACAUGCCCAACAAAAGUGGUGUAGGAAGUACUACCUCCACCUCCAUUUCGAUAAGUGCUGAUCAUGGAACGCAUGUGGUGGACGAAGCCAAGGGGGAGAAGAAAUUAAUGGGAGUGACCCCCACGGACAGACAAAUGAAGAAACGAGGGAAAGGUCCCAGGAGGAAGGACGAAAUGGCUAUGGCUAUGGCUAUGCCUAUGGACGAAGGAAACCUGAUCCUCUUUUUUAAGCUGUUCCUCCCCGAUAAGCAGAGCAACGGCAUACUACAUAACAAUAGGGACUCAACUGACCUAUACCAGGAAGGACAAAAAGCAACAUGUGAGCAACUGUACGAUUUUCUCUACAACUACAACAGCGUACUUGCGGAGUGUCCAAAUGAACACUCGGUCCAUAUUUGCCUAAAGUAUCAAAACGUGAUCAAAAAUAUUUGUACCUUGUUUAGCUACUCGUCUGAUGAUGUAAAAAAAGUUUUGACUUACAUCGAAGGGAAGAUAAAGAUGGGGUACUCAGAAGGGGAAGCAGAAAAUUACCUAUACAAUUUUAAUAUGCAUAUAAUAACACUGAUUUAUGUCAUUUCGAAUAGUGCGAAAUUUUGCUCAGAAUUAAUUCAUCAGAUCAGGAGAGCAAGUGACUCUUCUUCUUUUAUCAGUUUGUAUCUCCUACUUAUGCGACAUGUGCAGACUUACUUGGACAAUGAUGUGGUGAUCAGGAGAAGCUCCUCUGUCUUCUUCUUACUGCUUCACCUCGUGUACAAGCUGUCGCAGCUGUUCGUCUUCUUCUUCGUGCGUCUCAAGGCGCAAACGCGGGACGGCAGCUACUCCAACCUCCUGGGAUUCGUCAGCAACUACUGCAGUUUGCUAGUCAAAACGAUGGAUUUACUGAAAAAUCGCAUACGAAGCAGCAACGACGGUACUGUACCAAGCCCGGGAACAGAUUUCAUAACGCAUUUUUACAUCCUAAAUAACUGUGGCCUGUUCGAGCGAAAGAAGUUUUACCUGUACCUGCUCAGCCACCAGCUCUUUGUCCUCUUGUACGAGUUCUUCAAUAUACAGAAAAACGAACUCGUUGUGAAGUCCAAAAGAACGCUAAUCGAAGUGACCAAGAAGGGAGGAUACGCGAUCAACUUUUUGUGUUCCUACCUGGACUCCAUUUUGUAUCUCGACAGCAGAAUGAACAAACUACUCCUCAGGAACGCCAACUUCCUCGUCACCUUCCUGCGAAGCAACAAGGACAGCCUGAACUUACCCCCAAUAGCCUUCCCCAUUGUAAUCAAAAUUGUGGACAUGUAUGAAUUCAUUACGAAGACCAGUUCCAUGGGAGAGGAUGAAUACGAAGCGAAAAAAUUUCUCAAAGGCAUUUUUCAGGCCACCUUGUCCAUACUAGAAAAUAGCUCCAUUCAGUUUUGUUACACAUCUCUAACAGAUCGGAAGAGGGAAAUCUUUAACGCCCUAUCCGGGUAG